This is a messenger RNA of Ilyonectria robusta, 1665 nucleotides long. RefSeq names its product cytochrome P450 67. The record is from RefSeq and is a predicted model, not a curated record. Gene Ontology annotation, molecular function: monooxygenase activity; iron ion binding; heme binding. The coding region runs from base 1 to 1665 and encodes 554 amino acids. Lineage: Eukaryota; Fungi; Ascomycota; Sordariomycetes; Hypocreales; Nectriaceae. The transcript is spliced from 7 exons.
AUGAACAUGAUCGUCUCAAACUUGGCCCUGACACACAAUUCCAUCAAUGCCACAGCAUUUCUUGCCGGCGUUUUCUUACAUGUCUUUGUGUUCCGCUUGGGAGAAUGGGACGCCGCGGCGACCGGCAUAAUAGCAUGUUUCAGUGCACUCUACGUGACCUCGGCCGUUGGCGGCAUCGCUUACCUGCCCGUGGAAAGUCAUGACUCGUGGAUGGCGCUCAAGUUAAUAUCUACAAUUUUCGUGAUCCUACUAGCCGGAUUGUCUACCAGCAUAUUUAUAUACCGCGCUUUAUUCCACCCUCUACGUCGGUUUCCUGGUCCUUUUCUGGCGCGACUAUCCAGCGCCUAUCCAACUUCACUGGCCUUAAAGAGACUCCAUUUCUUUGAAGAAGCUCAGAAGCUACAUGCGAUUUAUGGCGACUACUUAAGAAUUGGUCCAAACGAAUUGUCUAUAGUGGACCCUGAAGCAGUUCAGGCCAUUCACUCGAACGCUUCCCAGUGCUCCAAGGGACCAUGGUACAUUUCACAACUGCCUGCUGUGUCACUUCAUUCUACACGAAACCGUGCGGAGCAUGCGCGUAGACGCAAGGCGUGGGAUCGGGGAUUCUCUUCGAAAGCGCUCCGAGACUACGAACCUCGAGUAAUUUACUACACAAAUCAACUGUUGACUCAGAUUCGGAUCACGGAAGGACGACCAAUCAACAUUUCCAAAGAGUUUAACUUGUACAGCUUCGACAUUAUGGGCAAUCUCGCAUUUGGUAAAGAUUUCAACAUGGUGAAAACACAAGAAAUGCAUCCUGCGAUGAAUCUGCUUCACUCGACUACCAAGCUUGUCGGGAUAUUCAGUCACCUCUCGUGGAUAUUCUUGAUUGCGAAGAAGAUUCCGGGCUUGACAGCUGAGUAUCAUAGGUUCGAAAAGUGGCUGGACCAGCAGGUACUUGAACGUAUGGAAAACGAACCUGAAAUACCGGACGUGUUUUCGUGGAUCUUGAAAGAAUACAGAUCAAUAUCCAAUCCCACAAGACAGGACAAGCUAGACCUCCGAGGAGAUGCAAUGCUCAUAGUCGUAGCUGGCAGUGAUACCACCGCUGCGACACUGACCUGUUUGUUUUUAGAACUUGCUGUCCAUCCGGAAAAGUACAAAAAGCUACAGGACGAGGUGGACAAGUACUUUUCAGACAGGGAUGCCCCUGAUCAUGCAUCCUUGGCUAAGCUCCCUUAUUUGCAAGCGUGUAUUGACGAGUCCCUCCGCAUGCAUCCGGCAGUUCCCUCAGGCGUGCAGAGAAAAACGCCUGCAGAAGGCCUUCAGAUCGGACAGACGUACAUUCCCGGGAAUGCACUUGUUCAGAUCCCGUUACACACUCUCUAUCGGGAUGAGCGAGUGUUUCCACAUCCUAAUGAGUAUAUUCCCGAGCGCUGGACGUCAAGGCCGGAACUGGUCAGAGACAAUUCUGUCUUUGCUCCUUUUUUGAUCGGUCGGUAUUCAUGUGUGGGAAAGCAGCUCGGUUUGAUGGAAAUUCGCAACGUCACUAGCCAAAUCGCUCGUCGUUACAACAUUUGUCUGGCUGAUGAUCAAAAGCCAAAGGAUUUCUUUGACAAAGUAGUAGACGGGUUCACUUUGACUUGCCCGAGCUUGGAACUGGUAUUUACGCCAAGAAAGGGUUGA